GUGAGGCGAGAGAGAGCCAGAGAGAGGGAGAGAGCCAGCCACCACACAACAGUGAGAGAGAGAGAGGAGAGGAGUGCUCAUGGUGAGGCAAGAGGAGGAGGAGGAGCAGUAGAGUCGUAGCAGUAGGAUCCAUUAGGGAAUAGGAACACACACAAUCAAUCAUCCCCCAUCGCCGCUGCAUUGCAUCCGAUGUUGCAUUGUUAGAUCAUCAUCGUCCCCAGCUUCCUGACUUUUUUUUUUCUUUGGUUCUUUUCCGUCGAGUAAUGGAGGCGCUGGGGUUCGUUGCUUGCCGCUCGCUGGGUUCCGCCGCCGCCGUCGUCGUCGCCGCCGCGCGGGCUCUGCGGACGGUGAGCCGCCCCGGCAUGCUUUCCGUUGCCCGAUCUUUCUAGAUGUUUUAGGCCGUUCUUUCUCCAAAAUACAUUCUUUGAUUCUUUUGUACUAAUCCCCGAUUCUUUCCUGCAUAUACAGCAUAACAUACACACAUAGCCACCUCAUAGACAUUGAAUUCUUUUUUUCCUCUUGUUUUUUACCCAAAGGAAGCUGACCAAAUACGUUCCCGGACUAGAUCCUCUGGUUUUAGAGUUCUCCUCUUUCUCUUGUACAUCGAUUCAUAUACAGCUCACCUUGCAAGAUCCUCUAGCAGUAGCCACAUACCAGAGAGAGACAGAGAGGGAGAGAGCAGAGUGAGGAGUGGAUCAACAAACAGGAGGAGGAAGACGAAGACGAAGAGGAAGCCACAGAGGAGGAGAGGAGAGGACUAGGUUCUUCUUGCCGCAACGCAUCCGGCCGCGUCUCCGGGAUGUUGGCUGGUUGCUCCUUCUCGUCGUCGAGGCAUCAGAUGAGCACCGCGCAGCGAUUCGACAUCCUCCCCUGCGGCUUCUCCAAGCGGAGCAACCGCAGCGACGGCGGCGGCGCCCCGCGCGUCGCGGCCGGAGACGCCAGGAACGGCGGCGGCGGCGCCACCUGCUCCUUCCGCGCCCACCCGGCGCCGCCGGUCACCCAGGCGGUGUCAUGGGGCGCCAAGCCGGAGCCCGGCGGCAAUGGCGCCGGCGGCGUCUGGGAGAGGAGCAGCAGAGCCGUCAAGCGGGCCCAUGAAGAGGGCGCCGGUGAGGAGUAUGGAGGCCCCGUCGUCCGCGCCAAGCGGACCAAAAUGGGCGGCGACGGGGAUGAGGUAUGGUUCCAUCAACCCAUUGCAGGGACAGUGCAAGCAGCCGGCGGCGGCGAAGGCGAAGAGCCAGAGGAAGAGAAGGUCUUCCUGGUGCCGAGCGCCGCAGCGUUCCCCCACGCGGGGCCGUCGCUGGCCGCGGCCAAGAAGGAGGAGUUCAGCAAGUCGCCGUCCAACUCGCCGGCCUCGUCGGGCGGCACGGACGGCGGCUCGUCCGCUGUGCCGCCGCCCGAGCAGCACGCGAGGAACGGCGUGCCGGCGCCGGGGGCGGCCGGGCGGGAGGCGAUGGAGCUCGUGGUCGCGCUCACCGCGUGCGCCGACUCCCUCGCCGCCCGCAACCACGACGCCGCCAACUACUACCUGGCGCGGCUCGGCGAGAUGGCCUCGCCGGCGGGGCCCACGCCGAUGCACCGCGUGGCCGCCUACUUCGCCGAGGCGCUCGCGCUCCGCGUGGUGCGCACGUGGCCGCACCUGUUCGACGUCACCCCGCCGCGCGAGCUCACCGACGGCGCCGUCGGCGACGACGACGCCACGGCGCUGCGGAUCCUCAACGCCAUCACCCCGAUCCCGCGGUUCCUGCACUUCACUCUCAACGAGAGGAUGCUCCGCGCGUUCGACGGCCACGAUCGCGUUCACGUCAUCGACUUCGACAUCAAGCAGGGGCUCCAGUGGCCAGGCCUGCUCCAGAGCCUCGCCACGCGCGCGAUCCCCCCGGCGCACGUGCGCAUCACCGGCGUCGGCGAGUCGAGGCAGGAGCUGCAGGAGACCGGCGCGCGGCUGGGCCGCGUGGCCGCCGCGCUCGGGCUCGCGUUCGAGUUCCACGCCGUGGUGGACCGGCUCGAGGACGUCCGCCUGUGGAUGCUCCACGUCAAGCGCGGCGAGUGCGUCGCCGUGAACUGCGUCCUCACCGCGCACCGCCUGCUCCGCGACGACACCGGAGCCGCGCUCGCCGACUUCCUCGGGCUCGCGCGCAGCACGGGCGCCGCCAUCCUCCUCCUGGGCGAGCACGAGGACGCCCUCAACUCCGGGCGGUGGGAGGCGCGGUUCGCGCGCGCGCUGCGGUACUACGCCGCGGCGUUCGACGCCGUGGACGCCGCCGGGCUGUCGGACGCGAGCCCCGCGAGGGUCAAGGCGGAGGAGAUGUUCGCGCGGGAGAUCCGCAACGCGGUGGCGUUCGAGGACGCGGACCGCUUCGAGCGGCACGAGAGCUUCGCCGGGUGGCAGCGGCGCAUGGAGGAAGGCGGGUUCCAGAACGCCGGCAUCGGCGACCGGGAGGCGACGCAGGCGCGCAUGAUCGCGAGGAUGUUCGCGCCUGGCAACUACAGCGUGCAGGCGCAGGGCGACGGCGAGGGCCUCACGCUCCGGUGGCUGGACCAGCCGAUGUACACCGUGUCCGCAUGGACGCCGGUGGGCGACGGCGGCGGCGGAGGCAGCACGGUGUCCGCGUCCGUCUCCACCACAGCAUCCCAUUCUCAGCAAAGCUGAAUGGGGGAAGAAGGUUAAGUGAAGAAGAAAGAACAGGGUUUUUCGCUGGUUCUUUUGCUGUUAGUGAUCAUUCCGUAGUUCAUUAUACCGUCUGACAAUUCUUUUAUACAUCCAGAAGAACAAACAAAAAAAAAACAAAGGAGAAACAAAGAUUCGUAGCUUUUGUUUUAUAGUUUGAUAGGAUGAAAGAUUCAAUUGUUAGUAGUUGUAAUUCUUUAUUCUUUUGGCUGCUGAGCCCCCUGCAAAAUUAGCUGCAUGUUUAUGUAGAAGCAAAGGAGUUGUAGAUGUUGGCAGGGUAGCUCACAGCGUAUAUGGAUGGAUGUCUCCAGUUACAAUACAUCAUAUUAUUACAUGCAAUUCUUUCGCCGUAUUCGUUUAGACAUUUGUAACUUGUAAUCUCUGUACCGAGUCAGAAGGAAAUGGGAUCAAAUACUAUGGUCUUCAUCUGAA
This is a messenger RNA of Panicum hallii, 3100 nucleotides long. Its product is annotated as protein DWARF AND LOW-TILLERING. The record is from RefSeq and is a predicted model, not a curated record. Gene Ontology annotation, cellular component: nucleus. Gene Ontology annotation, biological process: regulation of DNA-templated transcription. The coding region runs from base 800 to 2650 and encodes 616 amino acids. The transcript has a single exon. Gene Ontology annotation, molecular function: DNA-binding transcription factor activity; sequence-specific DNA binding. NCBI's taxonomy places the organism in Eukaryota, Viridiplantae, Streptophyta, Magnoliopsida, Poales, Poaceae.